Messenger RNA from Thalassophryne amazonica, 4184 nucleotides. It is a transcript of the gene mta1, whose product is annotated as metastasis associated 1. Gene Ontology annotation, cellular component: nucleoplasm; NuRD complex. The record is from RefSeq and is a predicted model, not a curated record. NCBI's taxonomy places the organism in Eukaryota, Metazoa, Chordata, Actinopteri, Batrachoidiformes, Batrachoididae. Gene Ontology annotation, molecular function: chromatin binding; transcription corepressor activity; histone deacetylase binding. The transcript has 18 exons. Gene Ontology annotation, biological process: response to ionizing radiation; double-strand break repair; negative regulation of transcription by RNA polymerase II.
UCCAACACAGAGCGGCGAAAGUGCUAACAGCUCCGCACAGAGAGAGAGAGGGAGAGAGAGAGACAGCCCUCCACCUGGAGAGGAAGCCAGGCACCGGGGGCAGGCAUGGCCGCCAACAUGUACCGGGUUGGAGAUUAUGUUUAUUUUGAGAACUCAUCCAGUAACCCGCUGCUGAUCAGGAGGAUAGAGGAGCUAAACAAGACAGCCAAUGGGAACGUGGAGGCCAAAGUGGUGUGUUUUUACCGGCGCAGGGACAUCUCCAGCACACUCAUUGCCCGGCAGACAACAUGCAAGUGAGUGAGGGAGUUGGAAGAGGAGAUGGAGAAUCCAGAGAUGACUGACCUCCCUGAGAAACAGAAACACCAGCUGAGACACAGAGAGCUGUUCCUGUCCCGCCAGCUGGAGUCCUUACCUGCCACACACAUCAGAGGGAAGUGCUGUGUGACCCUACUCAAUGAGACUGAAGCGCUGAAGUCCUACCUGGACAGAGAGGAUGCCUUCUUCUACUCACUGGUUUAUGACCCUCAGCAAAAGACGCUGCUUGCCGAUAAGGGGGAGAUCCGUGUGGGGAACAAGUAUCAGGCAGACAUCACUGACCUCCUCCAAGAAGGUGAGGAAGAUGAUAGGGACCUGACUAAACUAGAAGAGAAGGUCUGGCACCCCAGCAGCUCACUGACAGAGAAACAGAUUGAUCAGUUCUUAGUAGUAGCUCGGUCAGUAGGUACAUUUGCCAGAGCCUUGGAUUGCAGCAGCUCUGUCCGGCAGCCCAGCCUCCACAUGAGUGCUGCUGCAGCCUCCAGAGACAUCACCUUGUUUCACGCGAUGGACACACUCCACACCACAGGCUAUGACAUGACUCGAGCCAUCGCAGCACUGGUGCCGUCAGGGUGGGCCCGUUCUCUGUCGGACGAGAUGGAAGAGUGGAGCGCCUCAGAGGCCAACCUGUUUGAGGAGGCUCUAGAGAAAUACGGCAAAGACUUCACCGACAUCCAGCAGGACUUUGUGAGUAUCCUGACAAGUAUUAUUGAGUAUUACUACAUGUGGAAGACAACAGACAGAUAUGUACAGCAGAAACGGUUAAAGGCAGCAGAGGCAGAGAGCAAGUUGAAGCAGGUCUACAUCCCAAACUAUAACAAACCAAACCCGAACCAGCUCAGUAACAAUGUAAAGCCUCCACUGGUCAAUGGAGCAGCUGCUGCUGGAGUACCAACGGUCCCCGGGCAGCCCCCUGUUCUCAGCAGAGCCUGUGAAAGCUGCUAUACCAGUAGCUCCUACCAGUGGUACUCGUGGGGGCCUCUUAACAUGCAGUGUCGCCUGUGCGCCUCAUGUUGGACGUACUGGAAAAAAUACGGAGGACUGAAAAUGCCCACGAGGCUGGAUGGCGAGAGGCCUGGACCCAACCGCAGCAACAUGAGUCCCCAUGGCCUGCCCUUGCGGCACAGCGGCAGCCCCAAGUUUGCAGUGAAAACACGACAGGCUUUCUACCUGCAGACGACAGGGCAGACGCGGGUGACACGGCGCCUCUGUCAGGACAUCAUCAGGCCCCGUUAUUUAGCGAGGCACCCCUACCUCCCCAUCAACACCGCAGUCAUCAAGGCUGAGUGUGCCUUGCGGUUGCCAGAUGGUCCAAAAAAGCCUUUGCCAUUGAAACCCGUGGACCGUAAACCUUUAGAGUCUGUUGUUCAGUAUUUAGAAGCACAUCCCCGUCCAGCCAAAGUGGACCCACCCACUCGUGGAGUGUCCAUCUCCACAGGCAGCCUGACACCAAUCAAAUCCUCUCCCAUCCUCAACAACAGCUCCCCCACCAUCCUGGGGAAACGCACAUACGAGCAGCACAACGGACUGGACGGCACUAAAUCCAAAGCCCUGACCCCGCAGUGGGACAUCAUGGGUAAACGGAUGAGUGAAAUGGGCCGAACGUCAGGCCUGUUGCAGGACGAGGUGCAUGAACUGGACUGAAGGUUUAUCUGGGAACAAGCUGCACUGCAGAUCCCAGUGAGCAGAGGGGAUAUAAAGUGCGAGAGCAUUUUCUUGUAAACCAUAGCCGAGGGCAGCUGAGGAACACGUGUGGAAGAAGAGACUAAAGUAUUUGCCACUUGGUUCAGUCAUCACAUGUGCCCACCAGGCUGUCGAGGACAGAUUGAUAAUCGAUCAUUUUGUCUGCGGCCAAUCAAAAUGAGCCUGACUGUAUAGGAUUCUGUUUAUUACCUGCAUUUCUAGUUAUUGCUGUCAUUGUAAUUACGGUCACUUUUUGAUUUUAUUUUUAUUUUUAUUUUAUUUUUUUUUAUGAAUUAUAACGCAGCUUAUUGUUUGUUGAUCAAACGAUGGAACUUGAGAAGUUUCAUGAUAAUUGCUUGCAAAACCCUGUGGAAAAGGGUGGAAGGACUGUAACAUAAGCCACGUCUAGCGUAUCUUUCUUUUUUGUUUUUUUUGUUUUUUUUUUAACAAGUUGUAUUCCGUAAGGAGGUGCACUUUCAGUUCGGUGACAUGAGUAAGUCUUUAUCAUUUGUUUUGGUGAAUUUAAGAGUCUUUUGUUUUGUGAUCCAGCCCUGCUUUUCAGAAGUAUAACUUAUUGAGAAAGACUUUCUGUUUUUUCUACCUUUUUCACAAGUAAUACAUCUAUGCUUCAAUAAUGGAAUUAAAAAUGCCAGCCCCCCCACCACCCUUUUUUUUUCUUCUUCUUUUUGGUGUCUGUGCACAGAGGUGAAGGUGUUUAAACACCUACACUGAUUCAGAUUCCUGCUGUACACCGGUAUGCAAACAGGGUAUAUGCAAAACAACUGAUUUCCAUUCCGAACGCUUUACAUAUUCUGUUCCCGAAAAAUAUCAGUGUUACACGACCCAGCAGUGAUGAAAGACUUCUGGGAAUAUAGGAUGUGCAGUGUAACGCUAAUUAUACUGGAAAAUGAUUACGUUGAUGUGGCACUACUGACGAGCUGUAUUAUACAAAAAGUGAUUAGUGUCGGUGUGUGCUAACUUGCCCCAGUCUGCAAGACCUCCACAGACAGGAGAUCCAUAAACGUUUUGGAUUGUCACCAAAAGAGGGCACUGUAGAAACUGUGACUUAGUUUUUGCAUGAUAAAACCUUGCUGUGCAAGCCAAACUAAUUUUCUUCUCGUUGAUUGCCAGAACCUAGAUCCCGAUGAUGAUGAAGGAGCUUAAAGAAGAAGCUAAAUGUGCUUCGAUCCCAUCCCUCAUUUUAGAGGGUGGAGUUAGAAAAGAGUGGCUAGAUGAUAGUUAGCUAACAUGAUCCGUAUAUGCUAACUGCAGUUAACGCUCGCGGUUAGCAACUUUGAUUAAUGUGACCCCAUAUAGUCAUAAAAAUUUUGUUGAAAGUUAAGUUAUUUGAUAAUAAUAAUUAAGUGCUUUGACACAAGAGGUGUCAAAGUGCUUUAAAAUGCAUCAAAACACACAUUAAUUACAGAAAUAAGUUGACAUACACCUUGAGCAUUGACCAAAGGUGUCUUUGGGGCCAGGUCCCUUGGACGGGUCCUGUGGUACAACUGGAAUGACUUUUUGUCAAGUGAACCGUUACUUAUGGAGACUGUGAUGAGGGGUAUCACUUGCAUUGUGAGAUAACGUCAGUUGCGACAUUUUACCCGUUCAACUGCAUGGGAAAGUGUGUCCCAACAUUUGACUGAUACUGUAAUUGGGGGUUUUUAGUCAACAUAUCUGUAAACUUAUGUUCACAAGUAUAUGCUAGCUGAGUGACCACAUAAGCUAAACCAAAUCAAAGUUAGUGUGAUCAUGACUGCUACUCAGCAUUUUAUUUCACAAGGCCUGUCCCUUAUCAAAUGCUCCACAUCGACCUAACAAUUUACAGUACGGAUACGCAUUCGGAAAUCCUGCAAUUCCUGGAAAACUUUCAUCUUUGCUUUUCAAUUGCUGAACAAAUACAAUGUAUUUGCUGAAUAAAUACAAACAAAAUAAUAAAACAUUUUGAAAGCAUAAGUUUAAACAAGAAAAAUGCAAAAGAAAAAAAAGAAUGUACUUUCAUGUCCAGCAUUUUUUCCUUUUUUUUUUUUUUUUGUGUGCGUGUGUUCCAUUGGUACAUAAUGUCAUUGUGGAAUACAGCUUUUCUAAUGCACAAUUGAUGAACACAUCCGUCAUUGUGGUUCUGUCAUUUGCUACAAGAAAAUAUACAAUACCAGUAUUUUGGAAAUGUUUACAAAGUUAUUAAAAAG